GUCUAGAGACGUUAAGUGUGUGUUUUAGCUCUAACCCACACAUGGUUCUAUCUUUAUGAACAAUUGUUGGUGUUAAAGUUGCUGAGGUUACAUGUAGCGUUAAGUUAAUACAACACUCAGUUAGCCUGCUAGCUGCAGCCAAGUGUCCGUGCCUCAGAGUAACUCAACGUUACUCUCCAAAGAGCUCGGCUGGAUGCCUGUGAGACGGGCUCUGGUGGAUUGCGUCGUGCUGUCUCUGCAGAGUGCCUGUGUGUUUUAUCCGUGCUGUAAAGACUGCUUCUCGAGGAUUGAUGCUGAGCCGCAGGACACGACGAGAUGCAGAUGUUCCAAGUGUGGUUACAGCUGUGUGAGGGAGCAGGUUGAUUACAGAUAUCGUCUCUCACUGAGGGUGGCCCGGGACAGCUCCAUAUUUGGAGUAACAGUAUUUGGAGCCUGCUUGAACCCAUUCUUUGGCAUUCAUGCAAGAGGUUUACAGAGGUUGGUGGAGAACUCGGAUGGACCGUCAACCAGAUCCACGUUGCUGAUGAAGGCGGUGGAGGAUUGUUUCAUUGGCAGACAUUUUAUCUUUGGUAUAAAGGUAACCCAAACAGAAAGUCAGCCUUGGUUAGGAGUGCCUGCUGCGAAUGGCUCCAGCAGUAAAGAAGCGGUCCACUUUAUUGCCAGUCAGAUGAUUCUCCCCACAGCUGCAGGCCUGGAAGGCUGCACAGUGCUCAGUUAUUAUCAGCUCCUUCUUCAGAGAGCUGCAGAAUAUGAGCUGGGAUCCACCGACCCCAGCAAAACCUCCAGACCCCCAGCAGCUGCCCUGCUGCUGAUUCCUCAACAUUGUCCUGCCAGCAGCUUCAAUAACUCCACACUUCCUGCCUCAGGUCUUCUUUCCCAAUCACCACAAAGUUCACAGUACCAGGAUGGCACCCUUGCUCCCACCCCUCCAUGGGAACAGUCCCUUGGACUGGUUACUUCAUCAGCAGAGCAGGAGGAAGGCUUCAGUCUCCUGGACAGCGGAGAUGAGAACAGCCGACAGACAGAAAACAGAAAAACACCACAUCGUGCACAGAGAGGCUGCCCGCAGAACCGUGAAGUCACAGAGGAGAAAGCGCCGUCGCCUCUUCUUUCUUCAGAGUGCGGUACUUCCAAAUACCCGUGCUCAUCAACCGAGAAAGUCGUUGGAAACACGUCCAUCCCGAACACUUGCUUCAGCCCCCCCCCCACCUGGCCACAGCAUCUCCAAGGAGAAGACGUUUUCUACCCGACAACUCACCCAAACAUUUUUGUCAAGCUCCUUGGCUUGGGAAGAUUUGCCGUUCUCUGAGAGUCUUUCAGAGUUUUCGUGUGA
Messenger RNA from Anarrhichthys ocellatus (wolf-eel), 1333 nucleotides. It is a transcript of the gene ddias, whose product is annotated as DNA damage-induced apoptosis suppressor. Gene Ontology annotation, biological process: negative regulation of intrinsic apoptotic signaling pathway in response to DNA damage. The transcript has 5 exons. The coding region runs from base 194 to 1309 and encodes 371 amino acids. Lineage: Eukaryota; Metazoa; Chordata; Actinopteri; Perciformes; Anarhichadidae. Gene Ontology annotation, cellular component: nucleus; cytoplasm. The record is from RefSeq and is a predicted model, not a curated record.